This is a messenger RNA of Sporisorium graminicola, 1464 nucleotides long. RefSeq lists its product as uncharacterized. NCBI's taxonomy places the organism in Eukaryota, Fungi, Basidiomycota, Ustilaginomycetes, Ustilaginales, Ustilaginaceae. Bases 1 to 1464 code for a protein of 487 amino acids. The record is from RefSeq and is a predicted model, not a curated record. The transcript has a single exon.
AUGCCGAUAUCCAACACAAACAAGCUCGCCUUCCUCGGCCUCAACAUUCUCCGCCUCAUCUCGCUCGUUACCAUCCUUCUUGUCUUCACCACGCUCGUCAUGGGCCUGAUCGAGGACAUCCGCGACUACCGCGACGACUCGCUGCUCGCCGAAGCGCAGGCCGACGACUGCGCCUAUGUGCCGGGCACGUCGAUCCCCAUGCAGACCUGGGGCAUCUUUUGGGUCGAGCUCCACCGUGCGUUCAUGAUGCUUGCCGUCACUUCUCUUUUCCUGGCCGAGCUCAGCUGGGUUGGCAGCACGAGGUUGGAGCAGCUCGCGCAGGCGUGGGUGCCCGUCCUGAGCCGUAGAAGUGGACUCGCUGCGUUGGGCAGCGUGCACGUCGUCAUUGCAACGUCGAUGCUCAGCCAUUACCUGGACGACUUCCCGCUGGUGGUCAGCUGGAUGCUGUUUGUGGUCGGGGCGUGUUACGUUUGUUUGGGGCUGGCGUUCUACAAGCAUUCGCUCAAGGACGGUCGCAGCCUGAUUGCGAGCCGGCGACAACAGUUUGUGAAGGGCCAAACCACAGCGCACGUGUACCGUAGCUUGGGCGGCGCGGGGAAGGACUACGGCUCGACGAGUACCAGCGCGAAGCAAUCAACCCCGACGUUGCGCCAGCUCUUCAAGCGCAAAGGCAACGGUGCUGCGGGUCAAACACGCAGCAAAGCAGUGUCGAUCAACGAAUCCUUCCCCUCGCUCGAGACCGAGUCGCACAAGCAGGUGCUGGCGGACCGCGCUCGACGUGCCCAACAUAUGCACAAGACCUCCAGUGUCGCCGUCGACAUGACUCACAUCGACGCGAACCGCUCGUCGAUCACGCGCGGCUUCGUGUGGAAUGCACAAGCGGCGGGGAUCGUACACGAACGCGAGUCCGAUUUCGCCGCCUCCCACCACGACGACUGGGAGACAAACCUGUCGCAACGCCGCGAUAGCCAGACCAGCCAUCGCUCGUGCAGCGGCGCUAGUGUCGCCAGCAGCACCAUCCGCAUCGGAGGCUAUACCUCUCGAGAAGCCGCCCUCGCCCGCGAACGCGCUAGACACCGUCGACACGCCGCCGCCUCAGGUCACGGACGCAGCCACCCGCCCCCGGCCAAGAGCACCCGCACCGGCCACAGCACCGCCACCAAAAGGGUGAAUAGCGUCAAGCGACGCAGCCUGGCCCUCGUCAGUAGCACACGCAACCGGCUCAGCGCAGGCACUGCCUCGGCGCUCGCAGCGAGAAGGCGCCACACGCCGCAACGCGGAACACGUGGGAUUCCAAAUGCAGAUCCGAAGAUCGUCGUCGAGUACACGGACGACCCUGCGACCGCUCCACCCGUCCCUCCUCUGCCGGCCUACCAUCAGGCUGCCGGGAAGGACGAAUUUCAAUUACCUGUAGCUAGCUGCUUUGCUGUCGGUGGUAGUGGUACUGGUGGUCGUGUUGCGUAG